AUCUAGUCCGGAGGGCUUACUUCCUGGUUGGUAGUCGGGCGGCCCAGGUGAUAGGCCGCCAACACCCGCCCAACUUUCUCCCCUAUUGGUUGGGGCUGCCGCGCUCCUCGGUAAAGACGCCGCACUUCGGAUAGGUAGAGGAUCCCGCAGGCUCGGAGCUCUGGUGACCCGCUCGCGCCAUGGAGUCUCAGAGUCGUCCGCGGAGGCCGCUGCGGAGGCCUGAGACUUUGGUUCAGGGGGAAGCGGCCGAGUCGGACUCGGAUCUCUCUGCGUCCUCGUCGGAGGAGGAGGAGCUGUACCUGGGCCCCUCGGGCCCAACGCGCGGCCGCCCCACGGGACUGCGAGUGGCUGGGGAGGCCGCGGAGACCGACUCAGACCCAGAGCCGGAGCCGAAGGCCGCGCCGCGGGACCUGCCUCCGCUCGUGGUGCAGCGGGAGACGGCCGGGGAGGCCUGGGCGGAGGAGGAGACCCCGGCGCCCGCCCCCGCGCGCUCGCUGCUGCAACUCCGGCUGGCUGAGAGCCAGGCGCGGCUGGACCACGACGUAGCGGCCGCGGUGAGCGGCGUGUACCGCCGCGCGGGCCGUGAUGUGGCCGCCCUGGCCGGUAGGCUGGCGGCUGCCCAGGCAGCGGGAUUAGCUGCAGCCCACAGCGUGCGUCUGGCGAGGGGGGACCUCUGCGCGCUGGCGGAGCGUCUGGACAUCGUGGCCAGCUGCUGCCUGCUGCCCGACAUCCGCGGUGUGCCGGGGACCGAGCCUGAACAAGACCCGGGACCGAGAGCCUAGCCAUGACCCACUGUCUCCACUGACUGUUCCCUGGGGGUAGGCCUUGCGGCCUCUUGACCUGGCUCUCUGCUCUGUUUAGCCACCCACCCAUCUUGCUGUCACCCUCAGGGAUAACCUCGCCCCUGGAUAAUGCUGUGUGUGUUUGUGUGUGUAUGUGUGUGUGUGUAGCCCUGCUGGACCAUAGCAUCUGGUUCCUCCCCCUGGGCUUGGCCUUUGCUUCCUGGUUCAGAGGUUGUGUCUGAAACUUGACUCCAGCUCCUGGGUACCUAGCUUCCCUUUGAUCUAUCUCCCUCUUAAGGGCUCAUGGAGCCUCAUCUUUCCUUUCUCUGCCUUCCUCAGUUUGGUUUCUGUUCACAGGGGCUGGACCUGAUUUCUCCCCACGGUAGCCCCAGAAUCCGGUUGAAUGUCGAUUCCCUGAUAUCUUCCUUUACUCUGUUUACUCCCUCGGCUCUAUCUCUCCUUGCCCCGCUUCUGGAAUUUUGUCCCUCUAAUCUGGACCCUUUUUCUACUUCUUAGGCUUGGCCUUCAUUCCAUCUCCGCCUUCUGGUCCUUGCUCUGCCACCUCUUGGCUCCUUCUCCUUGGGCUUAGCGCUACCCUCUUGGCCUCAUCUUGUUUCCUGGGUCCAGCUGUACCCUUAGUUUUGGUUCUGCUUCUUUCUGCUCCCAUUCUGUUUAAACUACCUGCUUACGUCUGGAGUCCAGGGAUCCCCUAUGAUUUUCUUAAUCAGGUCCAAGAUGAGGCUCCCUCCUGACCCAAGGAGGUCUCCCCGCAGCUGUCCAGGCCCAAGGUGACAUCUCCUCCAGGCCCAAAUUGGUGUAUCCUUCCCGCCGCCCCCCGCCAGGCCGAGAUUAUGCCUCCUGCCCAAGCUCCAGGUAUGAGCUCCAGGCCUCGGCCUGACUCACCAGGCUGAGAGUGCCCCCAGCAGGCACUGAGGGCCCAGUACAGACUCACCCUGGAACUUUAUGUGCAAUAUGACACCACUUUGCAGAUAAGGACCACAGUGGAGUUUGUUUGUUCACUAUGUUCCUUGGAGGCUAUGGAUGCUAAACGGCUUGGAUUUCUGGGUUAGCUCCUUCUGUCUCCUCCUCCUCACUGCUCCCUCCUCUCCCAGCCCCUGCCCCUCAGUCCCAUUCACAUGUAUUCCCCUCCCCCACUCUCUUAUCCCAACCUGAGCUGAGAUCUGAGCUCCCAGGAUGAAGAAAUGCUGAGGAAGAGCGUUGUAUGGCAAACUCAUUAAAACUCAAGACAUUCACUGAUAUGAUCAGUUCCUCUUAUCUCCCCAUCUAAGCUGGGGGCUGGUCGGUUGGCGAUUCUACUGCAAAUGUGAGUCCCAAGAAAGGGAAUCCUUCCUACCUGGCCGAUUGAAAGUAGACCUGUAACUAGGAAAUUGGGGCCCCAAGUUUUUUCACCCUGGUUCUGCACUUACAUGCAUUUUGUUCAUUCACCACACAUUUACUGAGCUCCUGUUCUCUGCCUGUCCUGAGCCAGUCACUGGGGAUGCCCCACCCAAGCUGGACCCUCUCAGAGCUGACAAUCCACCAGGGAAGACAGACAUGAAAAUGUUAUUGUAUAAGUGGAUAGUUUUAAUAAUUGUAAUUAAACUUUGACUGUAA
Molecule: messenger RNA, 2396 nt
Organism: Dama dama (fallow deer)
Lineage: Eukaryota; Metazoa; Chordata; Mammalia; Artiodactyla; Cervidae
Gene: BLOC1S3
Product: biogenesis of lysosomal organelles complex 1 subunit 3
Exons: 2
Coding region: 180-782 (200 amino acids)
Cellular component (GO): BLOC-1 complex
Source: RefSeq, a predicted model, not a curated record